ACUUUGUGUUUGUGUGUGUUCGUCUAGUUUGAUAUGAUCGAUCCGUGGGCAAAUCCCAACAUGGUCUCAUGCUCCAGCGGCGCCGACGGCCUCCUCCUCGUCCCGUGCCUGGACGGCCGCGUCGCGUCUACCAUCGUCGCGGAGCAGGGGGGCAAGCAAGUGCGCCGCAGGGCCGUUGUCGACGCCCACGUCCCCGACUUCACCUACCUCGUCUGCAACCCUCUCACCGGCCAGGUGCUCCGCGUCCCCAAGCUCUGGGGCACCACCAAGGCUCUGCGCGACUCCCGCGUGGGCAUCCUCACCCAGGUCGACCGCGGCUACGGGCUGCCUGACAGGUUCGUCGUUGCUAUGCACUUCAGCCAAAAGAAUAUGCUCCGGUUUCGCUCAGACACGGGCAAGUGGGACUCCACCAAGAGCGGGUGGGAGGAUCCUCGUGCGCAGGGGCUAAAGAUCAGACAGGAGACGGUGGCCUUCGGCGGCCGGCUGUGGUGGGUGGACCUGAGAUACGGCGCCAUAUCGGCGGAUCCAUUCGCCGAUCUGACGGAGACCCCCUUCGUCGAGCUGCCCAAGGCCAGCGUGCUGCCUGAAGCUCAAGGGCACGAAGCGUACCAGCAGCUGCGCAAGUACCGGCGCGUUGGGGUCAGCGAGGGGAGGCUUCGGUACGUCGAGGUGUCUCAGAGAGAGCCCUUCGUGCUCAGCUCCUUCACGCUAGAUGAAGAGAGCAGCGGCGGCUGGACGCUGGAGCAUCGAGUGGCGCUCAGCCGGGUCUGGGCGGCGGAUGGAGGAGGCCACCCGUGGCUGCCCCUGCAAGGGAACAAGACGCCACAGAUCUGCGUUCUUGACCCGUUGCACGCCAAUGUCAUACACGUCAUUGUCGGCGAGCACGUCGUCGCCGUGGACAUGGACGUGGGGAAGGUGACUGGGAGCUCUCUGCUUCCUCCUGAUAACCACCGGGGUGGUUUCAUACCAUGUGUGCUUGGAUCUAGCCAGAUCCCCCCUUCUAAAGGCAAGGACAUCUCAAAAAACCAAGCCUAUGCUGACGUUCGAGUUCAUUCAGGCAGGAAUGAUGACGAAUACUACUAGGAGUCCAGAACCAGGCUACAACUUCAUGUAUUUAUAUUUGUUAUAACUAAAAUAUGCAGAUGCAAUAGUCAAUUAGGAAGGUGCUGGUGCUAGUUUGCUGAACUCUCAUUUCGGAUGAAAUCUGAAGAAGUUUUUGGGUUUCUUCAAAUUUUCUGAUGGACUUAACAUAUCUCUUUUUGGGGCAGUCCUGAGAAUUUGUUCAAACUUCCUAUUCACACUAGAACAAUUCUGUAGAGCGGCAUGUAAUGGCCAUCGCAGAGCAGCAUGCAUGCUACGUUUACUUGCAGGACAAUAUGCUACGUUACCUUAUCCAGCGAUCUCUACUUAAUCGGGUGUGGAGUUUUGGCUCCCGUGUCCAUCUACUCCUGAUAUCUGGACCACAUAAGCAGCCAAGAGGAUGUGUGCCAAAAUCAAUUACUAACGAUAUACGUGUGUGCGGAAACAUGCGUAUAGCCUCGUUCGUAUGGACAAACAGUGUAUGGAGGGCCCGUAGACUUAAUGAGAGAUUUUGAAUUGGCCCGUCUGUUGCGUCCUGACAUAACGGUCUUUUAGUGGCAUGCUUGAUGGACCGAUGGUCCAAAACGUUGCAGACGAAUGGUCUGAGUUGCAGAAAAUUACAAGACUGUCGUC
Lolium perenne is the source of this 1713-nucleotide messenger RNA. The record is from RefSeq and is a predicted model, not a curated record. Lineage: Eukaryota; Viridiplantae; Streptophyta; Magnoliopsida; Poales; Poaceae.